This is a messenger RNA of Diospyros lotus (date-plum), 2016 nucleotides long. RefSeq names its product F-box protein At5g46170-like. The transcript is spliced from 2 exons. NCBI's taxonomy places the organism in Eukaryota, Viridiplantae, Streptophyta, Magnoliopsida, Ericales, Ebenaceae. Gene Ontology annotation, molecular function: protein binding. The coding region runs from base 270 to 1523 and encodes 417 amino acids. The record is from RefSeq and is a predicted model, not a curated record.
AAUCCAAUCAUAUCAGAAGACAAAAACCGGGCAUCCAUCCGUCCAUCCAAAGCCCAGUGCCAUAGCAUAGCUAAAAACAAAUCUCUUCCUCAUCCUUCUCCUCCUUUUCCCCCUUUUCGCCAAUGCUAUCUACAGACUUGAGAAUCGGAUCCAGCCCUGCAAAUUGCCUUUUCUAAAUUAUCUUCCAGCCAUCCCUGGCGACUCUGCAAUAUUUUUCGUUAUUAGGCUUUCGUUUGGUUUCGUUUUUAGAUUGUAAAUUUGUGUCAGAUAUGUCGUCGUUUACUCUGAUGCCAGAUCUGGACACGAUGGUGGUUUACCCUGAGCCGCUCUCCAAUUACUGCCCCUACUACUAUGGUGGGAUCGAUGACGACCACUUCGAUCGCUUACCGGACUCUCUGUUGCUUCUGAUCUUCAACAAGAUCGGCGACGUCAAAGCCCUCGGCCGUUGCGGCGUCGUCUCGCGCAGGUUCCACUCCCUGGUCUCCCAAGUCGAGAGCGUCGUCGUCCGAGUCGACUGUGUCGUCUCCGACGACGACGACUCCUCGUCCUCAGCCGCCGGCUCCUCCGACAAGUCCCGCGGCGGGGGACCCUUCUCAGGCCUCUUCCGGCUAGUCUUCGGCGGGAUUGUGAAGCCGCUCCAGGCCCUCGGCCAAUUCCUAGGUCCCAAGAGGUCGUCCGGCUCCGGCUCGUCGGCCGCGCUGGCUGUCGGUGCCGGUGAACUUGAUCAGGGCGGCGGCGGGGGGGUCACCCACCACUCGCCAACUCAAGUUCUCAAGAAUUUCCACGAGAUUCGAUUCCUCCAGAUCGAGCUUCCCAGUGGCGAAUUAGGUAUCGAUGAUGGCGUGUUGCUCAAGUGGAGGGCCGAUUUCGGAUCCACGCUUGAUAAUUGCGUGAUUCUGGGUGCUUCCUCCGUGAUUUACCCAAACCCUAGUAAAAAUUUGCUGGUGCCACAAGACGGAAAGUGCGAUGAUGGGUUGUUUUGUAAUCCCAAUCCUAACGCUAAUGCUAAUUCUAAUAAUAAUGGUGGUGGUGGUGGUGAUGAUAAUGGCAGCAUUCCCGACUCGUUCUACACAAAUGGGGGCUUGAAAUUGCGAGUUGUGUGGACAAUCAGCUCCUUGAUUGCUGCCUCGGCGAGGCAUUACUUGCUUCAGCCCAUAAUUGCAGAGCAUAAGACUUUGGAUAGCUUGGUAUUAACCGAUGCCGAUGGGCAAGGAGUGUUGUGUAUGAAUAGGGAUCAGUUGGAGGAGUUGCGGGUGAAGCCCUUAUCAGCUUCUUCUGCGUCAAAGAGAACCCUUGUUCCAGCCCUGAAUAUGAGGCUUUGGUACGCCCCACAGUUGGAAUUACCCGAUGGAACGGUGCUCAAGGGGGCAACACUGGUUGCCAUUAGGCCUAGUCAUGAGCACAAGGAGGUGUUGGAUGGAUCUUCUUGGGUCUCGGCUGCGGCUUUUCCAGAGCCUUAUGGCACGGCUGCUAAGAUGCUGGUGAAAAGGAGAACUUAUUGUCUUGAGAUGAACUCCUUCUGAGACCCCAAUAUACAUAUGCAUUUUCUGAGGGAAGGUGUAAUUCAUUGAGGAAGAUGGAUUAACAUAUUCAGAAGGCAAAGAAUGCACAAUUUUGUAUUGCACAUAGAUGAUCCUUUGAUUGCCGUGUUCCAUCAGGCGGCCCAACCAUGCUGCUUCCAAUGAACAAGUCGUUCCUUGGUUGUGAUUAUGAACCGUGGAAUCUGUCCCUUUCUGUGCUUGAAUUGAUGGAUGGAUGAAAUGCAUGUGUUCUUGUUUUUUUAUUUUGGGCGUAGGCUAUAAGAGAGAGUGGUCGCGAUCUAGCAGAGAUGAAUUUUGUAAGAGCUUUCAACCUCUCCGGUUGUAGCCUUUACAUUUCUUAAUCGUCUCCAUAUAUGUGAAUAUAUAUAUAUAUAUAUAUAUAUUGUAAGUAUGAGACAUUUUCUGCUUUAAAUGAGCAGUGUACUUUAUGUCUAGCUUGUAUUUUAAAUAGCUAACGCUUACUUGCUGCUGUAAA